UCAGAGGGGUUAAGCGACUUACUCGAGGACACCCAGCUGUGAGGACGGAGCAGACUUUCUUACUGGGAUCCCAGCUCCCCUCCCUCCUCCUUGCUCUUCCCACCCUAACCGGCAGAGGGGCCCAAGGAAGACACAGGCACUCUGCCCUGUCUCAGCAGGGCCAGGGGGCCAUGUCCCUCAUCCCGUGGCUCCGGUGGAACGAGGCCCUGCCCCGGCUGUCCUCCCGGAGCCCGGCUGAGAUGGUGCUGGAGACACUCAUGAUGGAGCUGGCAGGGCAGAUGCGCGAGGCCGAGAGGCAGCAGCGGGAACGCAGCAGUGCGGGCAGGAAGAUCUGCACCGGAGUGGACUACAGCUGGCUGGCCAGCCCGCCCCGGGCCACCUACGACCUCAGCCCUGGUGAGCGGCUGCAACUAGAGGAUGUCUGCGCCAAGAUCCCCCCGUCCUACUGUGGGCCCGCCAUCCUCAGGUUCCGGCAGCUGCUGGCGGAGCAGGAGCCUGAGGUGCGGGAGGUGUCUCGGCUCUUUCUCUCGGUGCUGCGGGAGGUGCUGGAGAGGACGAAGCAGGAGGAGGAGGCCCGCAGGCUGACCCGGCAGUGGAGCUUGCGGCCCCGCGGCCUGGCGCUGGCCACCUUCAAGACCCGCGCGCGCAUCGCUCCCUUCGCCAGCGACAUCCCCACCAUCUCGGAGGACGUGGAGCGCGAUGCACGGCCCCCGCCCCGGACCUGGAGCAUGCCCGAGUUCAGGGCGCCCCAGGAGGACUGACCCCCUGCUCCUGCCCAGGGGCAAAGCUACGUGUGGAGGGGGGGCAUGAAAGGCCUGUGACCAUCCCAGGUCCUGGAACCUCCUGCCAUGGGGCCACGGGCGGCCCCAUCCCAAGGCACCCCUGUCAGAUGGAGCAAGCCCCUUGCCCACCCAGCCCUCCCAGGGUCAGGGCUUGGAGCUGCCUCUGGGCCCCCUCAGUCCCCUGGGUCUCGGCAGACAGACCAGGGCCCCACCUUCUGCUUCUGGCCGGAAGAGGAAGAAUUGCCCUGACUUUUUGCCAACACCUGAGUCCUCACCCCGUCCUUUCACCCCAUCUCCCUGGGUAAUGAGGGGCCUGUUGGGUGGUGUCCAUUCUCUGCUGGUGACUGGAGGGUCCACACUGCAGGUGGGUCCCAGCCUCGUGGGCGAGCAGAGCGGGAAGCGGCCAGAGAGUUCACCGGGUCCACUCUCCUGACUUCCGAGUGAGGACACCAGGGCUCAGAGAAGGCCACGCUUCUCCCACCUUAAACGGAUCCCUGCGAGUGGUGAGGUUGUCCCUGUACAGUCUCUGUCCCUGAGUCCUUGAGUCCUGGGCUAUGAUGGGACAGGUCCGAGGACUAUGUCUGCACCUGCCUGUGGUCUGGCUUCUGUCUUACCUUGGCCUUGGUCUGGGGGGCUAAGCUGCUCCCCGAGAAAAGAGCUGGGGCAGAGGUUGGCUGCCGUCACCCCACCCCAGGGUGUCAUCUCCUGGGAGGUGGCCAGUCCCCAGCAGCUCCUCCUAGAGCAGUGGUUCUCAACCUUCCUAAUGCCGCGACCCUUUAAUACA
Myotis davidii is the source of this 1566-nucleotide messenger RNA. It is a transcript of the gene RD3, whose product is annotated as retinal degeneration 3. Lineage: Eukaryota; Metazoa; Chordata; Mammalia; Chiroptera; Vespertilionidae. The transcript has 2 exons. The coding region runs from base 171 to 761 and encodes 196 amino acids. The record is from RefSeq and is a predicted model, not a curated record.